This is a messenger RNA of Hydatigera taeniaeformis, 1302 nucleotides long. The record is from the annotation of a GenBank genome assembly. Lineage: Eukaryota; Metazoa; Platyhelminthes; Cestoda; Cyclophyllidea; Taeniidae.
AUGUCAGGUGUCUCCGUUGUUGUAGGUGCUCAGUGGGGCGAUGAAGGGAAGGGUAAAAUUGUAGACAUGCUCUCUGCCCGUUGCGAUGUUAUUUGUCGGUGUCAAGGCGGUAACAAUGCAGGUAUGUUUCAUUCUAUUUAUCUUCUUGCUCCAGGACACACUGUUGUUGUUGAUGACGCGCAAUAUUUCUUCCACCUUGUUCCCAGCGGUAUUAUUAGAAGUGAUACGAUGUGCAUUAUUGGCAAUGGCGUCGUUAUUAAUCUGCAGGAUCUAUUUAAAGCAUGCAUUCCCGAUGUUGAGGGUCGUAUACGUAUUUCUGAGAGCGCCCACCUUGUUUUUGAUGUUCAUCGUCGCGUCGACGAGCUGGAAGAAGAGGCGAGAGGUCGUUAUGUCAUUGGUACGACAAAACGCGGCAUUGGUCCGACUUAUGCUUCGAAGGUUUCAAGGAGGGGUCUGCGCGUUGCAGAUCUAGUCGGCGAUUGGAAUGUGUUUUGUGAACGAUAUCAAUCUCUGGUUGAUUUUUACGAGUCACAUUAUCCUACUCUCAGUGUUGAUGUCAAAAGAUCUCUAGAAGAACUAUCUGGUUACCGUGAUCGUCUGAAGCCCAUGGUUAGGAAUACCGCUUUUUUGGUGAACAAAUUCGCGAUGGCUGACACACAUCGCCUCCUCGUUGAAUGUGCUCAGUCAACCAUGCUGGAUAUCGAUUUUGGCACUUAUCCCUACGUCACUUCAUCGAAUUGCUCUGUUGGUGGUGUAUGCACUGGCCUGGGCUUGCCUCCAUCUCGUAUUGGUUGUGUUUUUGGGGUGUCCAAGGCGUACACAACUCGUGUUGGAUCAGGCGCGUUUCCUACUGAGUUAACUGGUGAAUUAGCUGAAAAGUUGCAGACAGUUGGCUAUGAAUUUGGCGUUACAACUGGUAGGAAGCGCCGUGUUGGCUGGCUGGAUGCGGUUGUUCUGCGCUACGCCCACAUGAUCAACAAUUUCACUGCUAUCGCGCUCACCAAGCUCGAUGUUCUGGAUGACUUGGACGAGGUUAAAAUUGCAAAGGACUACAUCGACCCAACUACUGGAGAAAUACUUCAAUGCUUCCCCUCCGACCUUUCGCUGUUGUCUCGAGUAAGCGUAAUCUAUGAGACGUUACCUGGGUGGAAGACGAAGACGACAGGCAUAAAGAAAUACGUAGAUCUGCCAGAGAAUACGCGUAAGUACAUUGAAAUGGUCGAAAAACUCUGUGAACUUCACGUUCGAUGGAUCGGAGUAGGACAGGGUCGCGAGGACAUCAUCUCCAAACCUCUCUCAUAG